This is a messenger RNA of Dryobates pubescens (Downy woodpecker), 1337 nucleotides long. RefSeq names its product ring finger protein 166 (gene RNF166). NCBI's taxonomy places the organism in Eukaryota, Metazoa, Chordata, Aves, Piciformes, Picidae. Gene Ontology annotation, molecular function: ubiquitin protein ligase activity. The transcript is spliced from 6 exons. Bases 15 to 749 code for a protein of 244 amino acids. The record is from RefSeq and is a predicted model, not a curated record. Gene Ontology annotation, biological process: ubiquitin-dependent protein catabolic process; protein polyubiquitination.
CCGCCGCCGCCGCCAUGUUCCGGAGCCUGCUGGUGGCGGCGGCGCAGCGGCCCCAGGCCCCGGGUGGAUCCCCCCGAUCGCCGCUGCCCCCCGCCGGCCCCGCCGCCGAGGCGCUGGAGGCCCAGUUCAGCUGCCCCAUUUGCCUGGAGGUCUUCCACCGCGCCGUCGGCAUCGCGGGCUGCGGGCACACGUUUUGUGGGGAGUGCCUGCAGCCCUGCCUCCAAGUGCCAUCCCCACUCUGCCCGCUCUGCCGCAUGCCCUUCGACCCCAAGAAGGUGGAGAAGGCUUCCAGCGUGGAGAAACAGCUCUCAUCCUAUAAGGCUCCCUGCAGAGGCUGCAGCAAGAAGGUGACCCUGGCAAAAAUGCGCUCUCAUGUCUCAUCCUGUGCAAAGGUGCAGGAGCAGAUGGCCAACUGCCCCAAGUUUGUGCCAGUUGUGCCCACGUCCCAGCCUAUCCCCAGCAACAUUCCCAACCGCUCGACGUUCGUCUGCCCGUACUGCGGGGCCCGCAACCUGGACCAGCAGGAGCUGGUGAAGCACUGCAUGGAGAACCACCGCAACGACCCCAACAGAGUGGUGUGCCCUGUCUGCUCAGCCAUGCCCUGGGGGGACCCCAGCUACAAAAGUGCCAACUUCCUCCAGCACCUCCUCCACAGGCACAAGUUCUCCUAUGACACCUUUGUGGACUAUAACAUCGAUGAGGAGGCAGCGUUGCAGGCUGCCCUGGCACUGUCUCUCUCCGAGAACUGAGGCUGACCACGGAGCAUCGCUUCGGACCCCUCUCGCCACCCUGGUUCCUUUUGCACACUCAGCCUUCCUGCCAGGGAGGCACAGACCUCAUCACCCCCCCUGAGACCCGCUGCUGCCUCUCCUCCCUCUCCUCUUUGGCCAAAUUCCACCUUGUUGAAGAAGGUGGAGUCUCCUCAGCGGCGUGCUGGACUGGUGAGAGCAGAGCCAUCCACCUGCUGCCGGGAGGAGCGAGGAAUGGGCACUGAAGGGAGGACCACUCCUCAGUUAAGGUUUCCUCUCCAUGUUUGGGUUGUCUACCUGUACCCAGAUCUGCUUAUUAGGAGAUGCUUUUUGGCACCAUUUGUCUUCACACUCUCUGUUGCAGCUGAGUAGGUAGCUAAGCCUCUGAUGGGUUUCACGCCAGAAUGCCCUGAUCUGACCUGAAAUCAUCCACCACCGCCUCCUCCUUGAAAGGGAAGAAAACAGCACGGAGCAUCUUGGUGGCUUGGUUUUGUGGGGUGUUCUUAAGACUACAAAGCUAUUUGCAGAGACAUCAGCAGGCAGGAGCUGCCUCUUGGCCUGCUGCUGCCCGGGCUGGGUCGAACCCCC